Portunus trituberculatus (swimming crab) is the source of this 3550-nucleotide messenger RNA. Its product is annotated as sialin-like. Gene Ontology annotation, molecular function: transmembrane transporter activity. Lineage: Eukaryota; Metazoa; Arthropoda; Malacostraca; Decapoda; Portunidae. Gene Ontology annotation, biological process: transmembrane transport; monoatomic anion transport. The transcript has 11 exons. The record is from RefSeq and is a predicted model, not a curated record. The coding region runs from base 665 to 2173 and encodes 502 amino acids.
UCUCAGUUUUCCACUUGACGUAUAGCAGAGGACACUAUUUUUCAACUGAUGGAAGGUGAUCUGUGAUGUGUCUGAUAUGACGGAAGGAGCGUCAGACAGUAUAGUCCAAGAUGUAUUAGACUAAGUCUAAUACAUCUUGGUAUAGUCCUUCCUGGAGUAGUGUUAGUGGUUCCUUUUAGCUGCCUAUAUACUCGUCACCUUUCUUCCAGUGCUAAUGGUUUAACUCACGGCCAACAACGAACUUUCUAGGUGCCGCUUUGAGUAUCUAAUUUUUUAGAAGUAAAAUAGCUUACUGUACGCCAAUGAACAGAAACAAUAAGUGCACUGGGGAAAGGACGUGAUCUAACAAGUAGUAAUACUACUAUGAAUUAAAGCAACUAAUUGCCAGUGGUAAGUUUUCCGUUGUUGGUGAGUGUUUUGUGUCACUUCCUCAAAUUGUUGUAAACACCGCAAAACGCCCUCCCCGCCACACCCAGACGUCACAUGGACGAAGUGGUCAAGGCUUUGAAUUUGAAGGCUUGAAACUUGAGUGAAAUUAUGAAGUUCUUUGUAAAAUCUGAACUACAACAGAAAUCAAAGAAAAUUACUGAAAUACGGGAACUAGUGAAGGGAGAUUUACAAGACGCUCCUAUUUGAAGCUUGUAAGGAACACAGUUUUGUAAAAAUGACAACGGAAAUUGUACUCGGAGCAGCCAUGAAAAAGAGUGCCAUGGAAACCUCCGCACCAUCUCCAUCCAACAAACCAAGCAGCACAGGGAUGCGUUGGUGGGAUGCGCGAAGAACUUUUGUGCUGCUAAGUUUUUUGGGACUGACAGUGGCCUACAUGGUGCGGGUGUGUUUGUCUAUCGCCAUCGUGGCCAUCGUGAAGAAGAACGUGACUACCGACAUAAGUGACAGCAACGACACGUGUCCUCUCCCAGACGGCGCCAUCACGGACAAUGACGUGGGAGGAGAGUAUGAGUGGGACGAUCAUAUUCAGGCUAUUCUUCUGGGGGCAUUCUUCUACGGGUACACGGUGUCAAACUUCCCUGGAGGUCGAGUGGCGGAAUACUUUGGGCCCAGACUCACGGUGGGCCUCGGAAUUUUGGUUCCUUCCGUCCUGACACUGUUGUCGCCACUGUGCAUUUACACGUCCCCUGUUCUGUUUAUUGUUCUCAGGGUGUUGGAAGGAAUGACUCAGGGAGUGACUUUUCCUGCGAUGCAUUUCAUGAUGUCAGCGUGGGUUCCCCCUAAGGACAAAGCCAAGUAUUGGAGUCUACUAGGAUCAGGUAUGCAAAUCGGCACGGUGGUGGCGAUGUCUGUGGGUGGGUGGCUGUGCAGUACAACCUUCCUGGGUGGGUGGCCGUCAGUCUUCUAUGUGUUUGGAGGUUUGGGUGUGAUUUGGGCAAUCCCUUGGUUCCUUUUGAUACACGACCUUCCUGAGCACCACCCCAGGAUUUCUGAUGCCGAGUUGCAGUACAUUCUAGAGCAUCGCCAUUACGCCAAGAGAGAUAAGGUGGUGGCCAUUCCUUGGAGACACAUAGCAACAUCACCACCAUUCUGGGCAAUAAUGGCAUCCAGUUUUUGUUACAACUACAGCUUCUAUACUCUACUUACAGAACUACCUACAUAUUUCAACAAAAUUCUGCAUUUUGAUAUGAGCACGAAUGGCCUAAGUUCGGCUUUGCCGUACAUCGUGCAGUGCCUUGCAUCCGUCUCCUGGGGAAUGUUUGUUGAUAUACUUCAAAAAAGAAAUGUUCUAUCAGUGAAGACUGUGAGGAGACUGUCAACGUCUUUAGCCUUGUAUUCGUCUGCAGUCUGCUUAAUAGGGAUGAUGUGGGUGAACUGUGAUCCUACCGUGGCCAUGGUUGUCAUGUGCCUGGCAGUUGGUCUUAUUGGACCAAUUGGUAGUGGUUCCCCUGUAUCAGAGCAAGAUAUUGCCCCUAACUUAGCUGGCACCCUCAAGGGCCUCACCAACACCCUGGGCUCAGCAACGGGCUUCGUGGCACCGGCCGUCACCGGUGCCAUCACCAAAGGCAACCAUACUGUGUCAGCGUGGAAUACAGUUUUCGUCAUAGCUGCUAUCUUCAACGUGAUAUUCUGCACCAUAUAUGUAAUUUUUGUAACUGAUAAAGUUCAGCCAUGGAAUGAUUCUGAACCUAAGAAAAUAAGUGUUAGCGUCAUUCCACAGUAGACAAGAAGGAGACGGUGCCUCCAAACUGGCUCAGGACACCCUAUGGAACACUUUUAUUAUUAUUUUACUAUAUAUGAAGCAUAUUUCAUUGUAUAUAUAGUAUAAAACAACCCCAUUUUUUUUUUUUUCCUAUGAUAUUUUCUAACCUACUCUUUCGGUUCAUCAGCUGCCAACAACAUCACUAUUUUAUGAUCGUUAUAAAGGUUGUGUGUGGGAGAAUUACAUGGUAGUUCACAUGAAGCAAACUUUGGCUGCAUUGGAAACAAAUGCUGCAUCCUCUCUGCAACUGUCAUCUGCAUGAGAUUCUUCAUAUAUUCACAUUCAUAACAGUAUAGUAUUGUGUCAACUGCAUCAUGUCAAUCAUUAUCUUACAUAUUUAAAGUAUGUACAAAAGUUGUAACAUUCUCAUUUAGUAAUCACCUCACCCUAUUAUAUUCAGAGACUAUAAUAACGUAAACAAAUAAAAGAUGAAAGUACGAUGCUAGCAAAAUUCAGAAUUAUUUGCAGAAACAUGUCUGAUCCUCCUUCACAUUGGAGUUUCAACGCAAAAUAUGUGAUUGGUGCGGGUGAUCCAUGCGCGUGCCAGCUGAGCUACUCCCUUUCAGAAUUAAUCUGAUCAAUUUCUAAGUUAUAUAAUGGUUGCUUUGUGAAACUCCCAGGCUUUUCAACACAACUAUCAUAGGUCAGACUGGUAGUGGGUGAUUCUGAUAAAACACUUCAAACCUCUUGGCUGACGCAUAGGUGACAGAAUUGCACAGUUUUUGAUUGCUUGAUAAUGGAAAAGGUCUCAGUGUUCUCUAUAUAGGUACGUACUGGUCAUUCUCUCCUUGUUACAAAUAAACCUUGCUUAACACACACACACACACACACACACACACACACACACACACACACACACAUGGAUGUUUAAAUUAGAUUACGGUAUGGAAUGUUACAUUGUAAAAUUGCAGAAGACUAGUCGCAUAUUGUUAACAAAGCUGAGAACUCUUAAUAAUAAGUUGCCUGUUAAUGUUGGUAGACAUCAUGGUGUUAGUAGAGAAAACCAGCUUUGCAGUAAAUGUGAUGUGGGUGUUGUUGGUGAUGAAUACCAUGUUCUCUUUGACUGCACCAAUAGGGACAUCUUGAGAUUAAGGAGUACGUAUUUGUCAGAGUAUUUUACGUAUAGGCCAACUUUAAAUAUAUUCUGUUGAUGCAAAGCACAAAUGUGAAGGUUCUUCAAAAUCUGUCUGUUUUUUAAGUUAGUAUUGAAUAUGUUUAGAUAAGUACUGAAUGGGUUAGGUAAUUCUUUCUUUAUUGUUAUAUUUGAAAUGUAAAUCGGAGCUGUGCUCCAUACUUUUUUUUAUAAAGUCUGAACUACUAAAUAAAUAAAUUCAUUCA